Messenger RNA from Phaeodactylum tricornutum CCAP 1055/1, 1392 nucleotides. RefSeq lists its product with no specific name. NCBI's taxonomy places the organism in Eukaryota, Bacillariophyta, Bacillariophyceae, Surirellales, Neidiaceae. Bases 256 to 1392 code for a protein of 378 amino acids. The record is from RefSeq and is a predicted model, not a curated record. The transcript has a single exon.
UCUCUCCGUCCCUGUACCCUUCUGUUCGGCCUCUAGAACAAUAUAUCCGCUCCUAGUAAAAGAUUGACAGCGUGUGUGUGUGCGCGCAUUCGGAAACCGUGCCCGGGAGCCGGUAGACAAAUAUUCCAGCGUUGUCGAGUGACCGUUUCGUCUAGUCCAAAGUCGUUAGUAGUGUACGUUCCCGCAGGGCGCGCGAGACUGUUUCCCACCCAUCCUUUCCCACCGUGCGAUUCGGAAGACGCUUUUUUGGUUCACAUGCCGAUCACCCGCAGCCGACGCAAAGCCGCAAUGGUGGGGGGGAACGACAACGGCACCAGCAACGGUACCGUCCCGGUCGAACGCAGCCAUGUCGAAGCCACUACGUCCGCCGGCUCAUCAACGGUGCCGGUGAACGAGAAAGAAGAUCCCCACCAGGCACACCACAACAGUAGCAACGACCGCAAGCCUACCAUGGAAGAAUACAUGCAAAACUUGUCCCCUUGGGAUGUAUUUAACGUCACCACCAAGCCCUGGGUGCUGGUAGACGAUGGAUCAUUCUACGGCUACUUUGACUGGGUCCCUCGGGAGUUACGAGUCGGACCCUGGAGCCUUUCGGCCUGCGCCUAUUUGUUCGUAUUGGUGUACCUCAUCGCCCUCUCCGGUGUCUAUCUUCUUUACAUUGAACAACGUUCGUGGGCCGAUGCUUGGCGUACGAUACCCGACACGUCUCCACACGGAAUGGGCGGACCGGGCGACAACCCCACGCAGUUUCUGUUGAAAUAUCCCGCCGUCUACUCCACCAAAUGGUGGUACCACACCUUGACGACACUCUGGACGCUGUACGUUGUCAAGCUCAUUUACUAUGGACCAGUUUCCUACAAAGCCUGGGCCACUUACACCGUACAAUCCUGGACAUUACUCACGGUACGGCACCUGCUCUGCACCUUGGCACCCGUGUACGACUGGGCACUCGUUGCCGCCGAAAUGAUACGCUUUCCCGUAGCCUGUUCCGUCACCGUGACCUUUUGCGUUUGGAACUUUGCGUUAGCGCCCUUUUGCUACUUUGUUGGCAUGAAAACACCCACGGAGAAGCGGAAUUUUCUCAAAUUCGUGACGUCCUUUCGUUUGACCCAAAUUCACGUAUUCAAUAUAGUUUUCUGCGUCGCCAACGUGUACUGGGCCAGUCCGCGACGAACCUUGGUAGCGAUGGAUCUGUACGUGGCAAUUCUUUCGGUCCUCGUUUACAUGAUCUGGUAUCUGGGUGUGCUGGAUCGAUUCGGUAUACACCUGUAUCCGGUCUUUUCACCCCGCGCAGGACCGUUGAUUGUCUUUGUGACAUGGAGCGGCGUGCUGGGUAUGUAUUUGGGAACCUUUUUUGUCUGGCGUGCCUUGCUGCAACCAGAUUCACUAUAG